Exophiala dermatitidis NIH/UT8656 is the source of this 2412-nucleotide messenger RNA. RefSeq lists its product as uncharacterized. Gene Ontology annotation, cellular component: cytoplasm. Lineage: Eukaryota; Fungi; Ascomycota; Eurotiomycetes; Chaetothyriales; Herpotrichiellaceae. Gene Ontology annotation, molecular function: mRNA 3'-UTR binding. The record is from RefSeq and is a predicted model, not a curated record. Gene Ontology annotation, biological process: post-transcriptional regulation of gene expression. The transcript has 4 exons. The coding region runs from base 1 to 2412 and encodes 803 amino acids.
AUGGUACGGGAGGAAAGCGAGGAUGUGCGUGGUUCUUCUGCCACAAAUUCUCACCACUCGACCUCGAUCCGUCCCCCUUUCGCAGUUCUGCACUCUGACAAGCUCAACAACAUGCAGCCUUCCAAGCACAAGGACAAGUCUGUUGGCAUGGAACACCCAGAGUCUACCACCGCCACCGGUAUGGAGGACAUCCUCUCUCGCCUCAAGCUGAAUGAUUCUCGCAAACCUACGGCUCCCACCGAGAACAAGACUCAACAGGCUGACUUUGGCACACUGAACAAACUACUCAACAACCUGCAAGACCAGAACAAGACCUUGAAGGAACAAGAGAAGGAGCUGAAGAACGCACUAGACACUGAUACCCGCAAAAUCGUCGAUCAAGCGCCCACUAUUAACUUUAGGAUCAGUGGCCCUGGUCACAUCGAAAUGGCAAACUCUGGUGCAAGCCAAGAUGCCCCAUUCGCAGGCCAAGUCGAUCUCGCCGAAAUGCUGCGUGUCAAGCAAGAACUGGAAGCCGCCAGAUCGGUCAUUACUCGCCAGGAGCUUGAAUUGGCUGAGACCCGCAACCUGAAGCAGACCAUGGAUCAGGCCAUGGGUCCUCCUUCUGAAGUCGACUUUGGAGCUCCCAAUGACAUAUCGGAGCAGACCAUUGGACAUCUACAGAGUGCCUUCAACGCUUCUGCUCGUCCCUUCACAUCACGUACCGACACUUGGGUUGCUCAGGAAGAGCCACGUGCCGAGCAAGCUGACGUUCUUGGUGCUGGUAACUACGGACGUGGUAGGGCCAUUUGGAACAAUCCCUCUGCAUCCAUGACAAAUGUUUUGGCUACAAAUGCCCCUGCGGCAGGUUACACCAACCCUCGUGAUGCCCGCCUCUCUGGUCAAGCCUACAAUGGAGUGUACGGAGCCACUGUUUCCCCUGCAGAUGCAAGCUUCCAACCACGCAACUUCUCAGCAGCGGCAGGUCCUCUUGGUUACGACAUGCGUGCAAAUUCUGAGAUGAUGCCGUACAAUGCAUCAGUCGGCAUGAGACGAAAUGCUGGACAGUUGCGCAUCAACUCGAACAUCACUGAUCCAAUGGCUGGAUACGGUAGCUUCCCCUCUGCCGCAACUACUCUUACUCCGCCACCAAUCAGUCCCAUGGCACUUCCUGCGCAAUACUCUUAUCAACGAGGACUUGCAACACCAAUCACCCCGGCUGCACCCGACUUUCCCACUGGUUCUGUUCACGGCGCGGGCAAUCCAUGGCCUCUUCCAUCUGGAGCAGUCAGCGGUCAGACCUAUGUUACACCGCUUGAGCCAAUGAACUAUCGGCGUCUUCUUGACAAAUCAGUGUCCUGUGACUGGAAGUACAUCGUUGACAAGAUUGUCUGUAACAAUGAUCAACAAGCCAGCAUCUUCCUGCAACAGAAGCUCAAGGUCGGCACAGCCGAACAGAAGUUUGAAAUUGUGGAGUCCAUUGUCAACCAAGCAUACCCUCUCAUGAUCAAUCGCUUCGGAAACUUCCUGGUUCAACGAUGCUUUGAGCAUGGCACUCCGGAUCAAGUCGUGGCUAUUGCAAAUGCCAUCCAUGGGAAUGUCAUCUCGCUCAGCAUGGACCCUUUCGGUUGUCACGUCAUUCAAAAGGCGUUUGAUUCUGUUCCGGAAGAUCACAAGGCUGACAUGGUGCGAGAAUUGCUUCGUCGUAUUCCCGACACUGUCAUCCAUCGCUAUGCUUGUCAUGUCUGGCAGAAACUGUUUGAACUUCGCUGGAGCGGUGAGCCACCACAGAUCAUGUUGAAGGUCAACGAAGCUCUCCGAGGCAUGUGGCACGAGGUCGCCUUGGGCGAGACCGGCAGCCUUGUUGUGCAAAACAUCUUUGAGAACUGUGUCGAAGACGAAAAGCGCCCUGCCAUUGAGGAGGUCAUUGCCAACAUUGAUCUGAUUGCACAUGGACAAUUCGGAAACUGGUGCAUCCAGCACUUGUGCGAGCACGGUUCCCCACCGGACAAGCGUCGUGUCAUUGACCACAUCCUUGCCAAUUCCUACAACUACAGCAUUGACCAAUUCGCAUCCAAGGUGGUGGAGAAGUGUCUCAAGAUUGGAGGGCCGGAGUUCUUGGAUCGAUAUCUUGGAGUCAUCACUACCGCCCACCCAGACCGUCCACGUAUCCCUCUUAUCGACAUUGCGGGUGACCAGUAUGGCAAUUACUUGAUCCAAUGGAUCCUGAUGAACACUCAUCAUCACCAGCGCGAGCAAGUUGCCAUCCAUAUUCGAAAGCACAUGGUAUCUCUUCGCGGCUCCAAAUUUGGUUCUCGUGUUGCCAUGCUCUGCUGCAAUCCCAACUCGGUCACUCGUCCAGGUCCUGGAGCAGCUGUCAAUCCAUUUGGUGCACCUGGCCAACCACGCAGCCAGUGGCCUCGCUUCCGCUAA